Messenger RNA from Camarhynchus parvulus, 1030 nucleotides. RefSeq names its product epidermal retinol dehydrogenase 2-like. Gene Ontology annotation, molecular function: oxidoreductase activity, acting on the CH-OH group of donors, NAD or NADP as acceptor. Gene Ontology annotation, cellular component: lipid droplet. The transcript has 7 exons. Lineage: Eukaryota; Metazoa; Chordata; Aves; Passeriformes; Thraupidae. The record is from RefSeq and is a predicted model, not a curated record. The coding region runs from base 88 to 1005 and encodes 305 amino acids.
CAGAGCCUCUGGCCACGGUGGGAGGCGGAGGUUUCCUGCCUGUCCUUCAGGCCGGCAGGCGAAGGUUUCUGAAGAAAUAGCUUGAAGAUGAACUUCUUCCUGGAAACGUUAAAAGUGAUUGUACUUCUUGUUUACUACUUCCUGGAGUCACUGGUGUUCUUGGUUGUUCCUGUACGGAAGAAGAAUGUUAGUGGUGAAAUUGUAUUAAUAACAGGAGCGGGAAGUGGCAUUGGAAGACUCUUAGCAGUGAAGUUUGCCAGCCUUGGAGCCACGGUGGUCCUCUGGGAUAUUAAUCAAGAGGGGCUCAACUGCACAGUAGGACUGGCCAAGGAGAAAGGAGCAGGAAGAGUACACUCUUAUGUCUGUGACUGUAGCAAAAGACAGGAGAUCUACAGAGUAGCUGACCAGGUUAAAAAAGAAGUUGGCGAUGUCAGCAUCUUGAUCAACAAUGCUGGUGUUGUAAUUGGGAAGAGAUUUCUUGAUUGUCCAGAUUCACUUGUAGAAAAAACCAUGGAAGUGAACACAAUGGCACACUUCUGGACUUACAAAGCGUUCCUCCCAGCAAUGAUUGCCGCUAACCAUGGACACUUGGUUAGUAUAGCAAGUGUUGCAGGACUGUGUGGAGUCAGUCAGGCUUCAGAUUACAGUGCAAGUAAAUUUGCAGCAAUUGGUUUGGCAGAGUCAAUUGAUAUGGAGAUGAGAAAUCUGAGAAAGACUGGUGUUAAAACCACAAUUGUGUGUCCUUUUGUCGUAAACACGGGAUUGUUUGAUGGUGUUAAAUCCAAGUGGCCACGUAUGCUUCCUGUUCUGGAUCCAGAGUAUGUGGUCGAGAGGAUAAUCAGUGCUGUUCGGCAGAACCAAGAAAUUGUGCUUAUACCACGCAUCCUUUAUUUUUUACUUUUUUUUAAAAGCUUCCUACCAGUGAAAGCAACAGUUCUCCUUUUAGACUACUUUGGACUCAUUGUUAUCAUGAAUACCUUCAAAGGUAGACCAAAGAAGGAGUGAAAAAGCACAAAAUUCAGAGACCAGC